This is a messenger RNA of Bemisia tabaci, 781 nucleotides long. Lineage: Eukaryota; Metazoa; Arthropoda; Insecta; Hemiptera; Aleyrodidae. The record is from RefSeq and is a predicted model, not a curated record.
UCGAAAAAAGAGAAUGCUGAAGGAUAACUCAAAACUUUGGACGGGAGCAGCUGUCCCUUACGAAUUUGCAAAGUCUGUGUGGAGUUCCCCUGCCCGCGAAUAUGAGACAAUGAUAGAGGCCAUGGAGGAGAUUAUGCAGGAAACCUGCCUUCGAUUUAAGGAAAGGAGCGGAGAGGAGGAUUUUGUGCGCAUUGAUUUCCAAGGAGCAAAAGACUAUCACAUGUCAUAUGACGGUAGAUGCGGCGGCGAGCAACCGAUAAGUUUAUUCCAUCAGGAGUAUGAGAAACCGGCGUUUUUGCACGAAAUGGGGCACACUAUAGGUCUGAAACAUGAGCACCAGCGCCCGGACAGAGACCACUACAUCGAGAUUAUACACGAGAACCUGGGACCGGGCGUUUAUAAGGACUUUGAAAAAUUUGACAUAAAUAAAAUAAAUUUAUUUGGAGAGCCAUUCGAUGUUGACUCCAUAAUGAUGUAUCAUGACACAAUGUGCUCACGGAAUCCCAAGGAGUUAAAAACGAUAAAGUCAAAAUGGGGACGUAGCCUAUCAAGAACAACAAAAGGACAAUUAAACUCGAAAUUCAGCGCUGGUGACGUGAAACGAGUCCGAGAACUCUACCGGUGUGCAGGAGACGGAAAAACACAAAAGCCAAGAUUUCCGUUCGAUAUUGUUUGUUCAUUUACCGAUCAUGAUUGCAACUUCAAAGGGCUCCGCAGCGCUUGGUCUUGGAUUGAAGAAAAAUCUACUACAUGGUCUCGUUCUAAGCGCGGUGGGUUAUAA